Molecule: messenger RNA, 1200 nt
Organism: Orbicella faveolata
Lineage: Eukaryota; Metazoa; Cnidaria; Anthozoa; Scleractinia; Merulinidae
Product: collagen alpha-5(VI) chain-like
Source: RefSeq, a predicted model, not a curated record
UUGGUUUUUCAGGAGAGAAGAAAACCGGAGAACUCGGAGACUUGACCCUUGGAAAAAGAGCUAAAAAGGCGAGAGUCAACAACAAACUUAUCGAACCCAGGCCUCAUUGGUGGGAGGCAAGUGAUCUCAACAUUGCUCCAUCCCUGCUCCCCAGAAGGCGGAUUUAAUCUACAAGCAACGGAGUUUUCUCCCUCAUCAUGACUGCACUACACGCUCUCGUUGUUUCGUUGUUGAUUGUUCUCGGUGCCGCUGAAGAAACGCAAGUAUCAAGGCAAGCGUUUGCAAACUGGAGAGCACUACGGGGAUUUGGAAGGAAUUCAGUCCAAAAUGCACCACCUCAAAUGUGCGUAAAAGCUGUUGACAUUGGAUUUGUGAUGGAUAGACGUCUCAGAAGUGAUGGUUCCGGCACAGACUGGAAUGACGUCAUGUACUUUGUCAAGAAUAUAAUUGACAGCAAAUUUGAAAUCUCUCACGACAUGACGCACGUUGGGGCCAUUUCGUUCGACGAAACUUCAGCAGAGGUACUUCUCGACUUUUCGCAAGGCAACAGUUUAGAUGCCGUAAAGCAACAGAUGGAAACCUGGCGCCCUGGUGCUGAAGCUACUACAGGUGGUCCCGUUGAAAUAGACAACGCUCUACAACUUGCACUUGAUCUUUUCACCGACGGCGCUGGAGCGAGAGGAUAUGACGAGGUACUGGUGUUAAUGACAGACGGACGUUACGACAUUACAAUUCCAAGCAAACUUGUGAGUGAUCUUAGGAAGAAAAACGUCAACGUCAUCGUGGUCGGCAUUGGUCUCGCCGAUCCAGUACAGCUUUGGAUGAUUUCCAACAACCCGGAUACCGUGCUAAACAUGGUGGACCCGAAAGACAUUGAGUCUGUAGCCGAGAACGUUAAAAUGCUCGCUUGUGCUAACCCUACCCCUAAAGCGUAAGGUAAAAAUCGCUUGCACUGAGUCUGAGACAUCUGCCAUGGCGAAACCUGAUUGCGUUCUUAAUUUGAAAACUUAUGAAGGACACAAGUAAAUCUAAUAGGAAUAAUUAAAAAGUAAGCAUAACAAGUUAGGCGCCAGAAGAAGUUCUUGUUGCUGUUUUAGGCGUAAGGUAGCCAAAGAUCUUUGUCACAAAUAGAGGUCAUAAUGAUUUAUGCUUGAUUUUUACACUAAUGAAAAAUUAAUAAAUCACGUCUUGGCAGUUCAA